This is a messenger RNA of Saccoglossus kowalevskii, 803 nucleotides long. Its product is annotated as mitochondrial thiamine pyrophosphate carrier-like. NCBI's taxonomy places the organism in Eukaryota, Metazoa, Hemichordata, Enteropneusta, Harrimaniidae. Gene Ontology annotation, biological process: transmembrane transport. The record is from RefSeq and is a predicted model, not a curated record.
GUUACUGGGGCAGGCAAUUGAUUUUUAACUUCUUUUUACUUAUCUGACAUGACGUAUUUUGUUGUAAGAAGAACUGUCAGCCACCAAUAAGUAUGUAAAUACGACCAGGCAUAGAUUUAUAAACCACAACUACGAUUACGUUCGGCUGACAACAACCAGUUUGGCGAAGGUCACCGGCAAGCUGGUGAAGUCCGGCGACAGUGACAGAUGAAUGAUUUUGGUAGAAGUUUUUCAGAUAAAGAGUAAAGAGAUUUGUCACAUAUGUUGUACCGGUAUAUGGAUGGAAGAAUACAUUUGCAGGUAUGGUUGGGUUUGAUUCAGAGGCAAAAGGAACGCUAUCAGGAUGGGAGUAUGCUACUGCUGGUGCUUUGAGUGGAGUGAUUACAAGAUGUCUUGUUCAGCCUUUAGAUGUGCUCAAAAUAAGAUUUCAGUUACAAGUUGAGCCACUAAGUUCUAAGUCUGCCAAGUACAGUGGUAUGGUACAAGCUGUCAGAACUAUAUCACAUGAAGAGGGUCUUGUAGCAUUCUGGAAGGGACUUGUCCCUGUUCAAUUAUUGUGUUUUAUGUUUGGUGCUGUACAGUUUCUUGCCUUUGAGCGAAUCACAAAAUUAGGAACUGGUAGAUUACCAUAUCAAUACACAAAUGGACAUUAUAAACCGGUCUAUCACUUUCUUUGUGGCGGUGUUUCUGGUUGUCUUGCGUCGUCGGCUUCUCAACCAUUUGAUGUUAUUAGAACAAGACUCAUUGCUCAAGGAAAACCAAAGAUUGCACACAAGAUUCUCUGUUCAACAAUCGAAAAUUGA